AUGCUUCCAGACGCUGUAAUCCGCAUUUGUGCCGUUGUGGUGGUGGUUGGAGGUGCUGUUGUGGUGGUGGUGGUUGGAGGUGCUGUUGUGGUGGUGGUUGGAGGUGUCGUUGUGGUGGUGGUUGGAGGUGCUGUUGUGGUGGUGCUUGUUGGAGGUGCUGUUGUGGUGGUGGUGGUUGGAGGUGCUGUUGUGGUGGUGGUUGGAGGUGCCGUUGUGGUGGUGGUUGGAGGUGCUGUUGUGGUGGUGGUUGGAGGUGCUGUUGUGGUGGUGCUUGUUGGAGGUGCUGUUGUGGUGGUGGUGGUUGGAGGUGCUGUUGUGGUGGUGGUGGUUGGAGGUGCUGUUAUGGUGGUGGUGGUUGGAGGUGCUGUUGUGGUGGUGGUGGUUGGAGGUGCUGUUGUUGUGGUGGUGGUUGGAGGUGCUGUUGUUGUGGUGGUGGUUGGAGGUGCUGUUGUGGUGGUGGUUGGAGGUGCCGUUGUGGUGGUGGUUGGAGGUGCUGUUGUAGUGGUGGUUGGAGGUGCUGUUGUGGUGGUGGUUGGAGGUGCUGUUGUGGUGGUGGUUGGAGGUGCUGUUGUGGUGGUGGUGGGUUGGAGGUGCUGUUGUGGUGGUGGUUGGAGGUGCUGUUGUGGUGGUGGUUGGAGGUGCUGUUGUGGUGGUGGUGGUUGGAGGUGCUGUUGUGGUGGUGGUGGUUGGAGGUGCUGUUGUGGUGGUGGUUGGAGGUGCGUUGUGGUGGUGGUUGGAGGUGCUGUUGUGGUGGUGGUUGUUGGAGGUGCUGUUGUGGGUGGUGGUUGGAGGUGCCCGUUGUGGUGGUGGUUGGAGGUGCUGUUGUGGUGGUGCUUGUUGGAGGUGCUGUUGUGGUGGUGGUGGUUGGAGGUGCUGCUGUGUGUGGUGGUUGGAGGUGCUGUUGUGGUCGUAGUUGGAGGUGCUGUUGUGGUCGUAGUUGGAGGUGCUGUUGUGGUGGUUGGAGGUGCUGUUGUGGUCGUAGUUGGAGGUGCUGUUGUGGUGGUGGUGGUUGGAGGUGAUGUUGUGGUGGUGGUGGUUGGAGGUGCUGUUGUGGUGGUGGUUGUUGGAGGUGCUGUUGUGGUGGUGGUUGGAGGUGCCGUUGUGGUGGUGGUUGGAGGUGCUGUUGUGUGGUUGGAGGUGGUGUUGUGGUGGUGGUUGGAGGUGCUGUUGUUGUGGUGGUGGUUGGAGGUGCUGUUGUGGUGGUGGUUGGAGGUGCUGUUGUUGUGGUGGUGGUUGGAGGUGCUGUUGUGGUGGUGGUUGUUGGAGGUGCUGUUGUGGUGGUGGUUGGAGGUGCUGUUGUGGUGGUGGUUGGAGGUGCCGUUGUGGUGGUGGUUGGAGGUGCCGUUGUGGUGGUGGUGGUUGGAGGUGCUGUUGUGGUGGUGGUGGGUUGGAGGUGCUGUUGUGGUGGUGGUUGGAGGUGCUGUUGUGGUGGUGGUUGGAGGUGCUGUUGUGGUGGUGGUUGGAGGUGCCGUUGUGGUGGUGGUUGGAGGUGCUGUUGUGGUGGUGGUUGGAGGUGCUGUUGUUGUGGUGGUGGUUGGAGGUGCUGUUGUGGUGGUGGUUGGAGGUGCUGUUGUGGUGGUGGUGGUUGGAGGUGCUGUUGUGGCGGUGGUUGGAGGUGCUGUUGUGGUGGUGGUUGGAGGUGCUGUUGUGGUGGUGGUUGGAGGUGCCGUUGUGGUGGUGCUUGUUGGAGGUGCUGUUGUGGUGGUGGUUGUUGGAGGUGCUGUUGUGGUGGUGGUUGGAGGUGCCGUUGUGGUCGUAGUUGGAGGUGCUGUUGUGGUCGUAGUUGGAGGUGCUGUUGUGGUGGUGGUGGUUGGAGGUGCUGUUGUGGUGGUGGUGGUUGGAGGUGCUGUUGUGGUGGUGGUGGUUGGAGGUGCUGUUGUGGUGGUGGUUGUUGGAGGUGCUGUUGUGGUGGUGGUUGGAGGUGCCGUUGUGGUGGUGGUGGUUGGAGGUGCUGUUGUGGUGGUGCUUGUUGGAGGUGCUGUUGUGGUGGUGGUGGUUGGAGGUGCUGUUGUGGUGGUGGUUGGAGGUGCUGUUGUGGUGGUAGUUGGAGGUGCUGUUGUGGUGGUGGUUGGAGGUGCUGUUGUGGUCGUAGUUGGAGGUGCUGUUGUGGUCGUAGUUGGAGGUGCUGUUGUGGUGGUGGUGGUUGGAGGUGCUGUUGUGGUCGUAGUUGGAGGUGCUGUUGUGGUGGUGGUGGUUGGAGGUGAUGUUGUGGUGGUGGUGGUUGGAGGUGCUGUUGUGGUGGUGAUUGUUGGAGGUGCUGUUGUGGUGGUAGUUGGAGGUGCUGUUGUGGUGGUGGUUGGAGGUGCUGUUGUGGUCGUAGUUGGAGGUGCUGUUGUGGUCGUAGUUGGAGGUGCUGUUGUGGUGGUGGUGGUUGGAGGUGCUGUUGUGGUCGUAGUUGGAGGUGCUGUUGUGGUGGUUGGAGGUGAUGUUGUGGUGGUGGUGGUUGGAGGUGCUGUUGUGGUGGUGAUUGUUGGAGGUGCUGUUGUGGUGGUGGUUGGAGGUGCUGUUGUGGUGGUGGUGGUUGGAGGUGCUGUUGUGGUGGUGGUGGUUGGAGGUGCUGUUGUGGUGGUGGUGGUUGGAGGUGCUGUUGUUGUGGUGGUGCUUGUUGGAGGUGCUGUUGUGGUGGUGGUGGUUGGAGGUGCUGUUGUGGUGGUGGUGGUUGGAGGUGCUGUUGUGGUGGUGGUGGUUGGAGGUGCUGUUGUGGUGGUGGUUGGAGGUGCCGUUGUGGUGGUGGUUGGAGGUGCUGUUGUGGUGGUGCUUGUUGGAGGUGCUGUUGUGGUGGUGGUGGUUGGAGGUGCUGUUGUGGUGGUAGUGGUUGGAGGUGCUGUUGUGGUGGUAGUUGGAGGUGCUGUUGUGGUGGUAGUUGGAGGUGCUGUUGUGGUCGUAGUUGGAGGUGCUGUUGUGGUCGUAGUUGGAGGUGCUGUUGUGGUCGUAGUUGGAGGUGCUGUUGUGGUGGUGGUGGUUGGAGGUGCUGUUGUGGUCGUAGUUGGAGGUGCUGUUGUGGUGGUCGUAGUUGGAGGAUCUGUUGUGGUCGUAGUUGGAGGUGCUGUUGUGGUGGUAGUUGGAGGUGCUGUUGUGGUGGUGGUGGUUGGAGGUGCUGUUGUGGUGGUGGUUGGAGGUGCUGUUGUGGUGGUGGUAGUUGGAGGUGCUGUUGUGGUGGUGGUGGUUGGAGGUGCUGUUGUGGUGGUGGUGGUUGGAGGUGCUGUUGUGGUGGUCGGAGGUGCUGUUGUGGUGGUGGUGGUUGGAGGUGCUGUUGUGGUCGUAGUUGGAGGUGCUGUUGUGGUUGUAGUUGGAGGUGCUGUUGUUGUGGUGGUGGUUGGAGGUGCUGUGGCUGUUGAGGUGCUUCCGGCGAGCGAGGCAGUGGAUUCCGCAUUUGCCGGGCUGAGGAGUGGUCUGAGGAGGGGUGGAUCUGGACACGGAUGA
Knipowitschia caucasica is the source of this 3423-nucleotide messenger RNA. Lineage: Eukaryota; Metazoa; Chordata; Actinopteri; Gobiiformes; Gobiidae. The record is from the annotation of a GenBank genome assembly.